CGAGACGAUUUUCCUUUUUUUUCUUCCUCCAUUGAUUUGAAAACAUGGCGUCGGAAGCAGAGGCGGGCAGUGCCGCUACGACGGAACCGGACGCCGCAGACGGGUACGCUGCAUUCAGGGAAGUACCCGCCAGCAUGGACACGGAGUCAUCCAACGGCAAAGAGGGGCUGGAAACGGCCGGCGAGGGCUCCGAGGCCGCGGACGCUCUGACCGGAUCCGGAGACGAGGAGAGCGGGAGGCAGCUGGGGGAGGUGGAGCUGCAGUGCGCCCUGUGCAUGAAGUGGUUCACCGCGGACACGUUCGCCAUCGACACCGCCACGUGCCUUCCUUUCAUGACCAACUACGUGUUUCACUGCAACGUCUGCCACCACAGCGGCAACACCUACUUCCUCCGGAAACAAGCCAACCUGAAGGAGAUGUGUCUCACAGCGCUGGCCAACCUGACGUGGAGGUCCAGGACCCAAGACGAGCACCCAAAGACCAUGUUCUCUAAAGACAAGGAUAUCAUCCCGUUCAUUGACAAGUACUGGGAGUGCAUGACGACCCGGCAGAGACCGGGGAAGCUCACGUGGCCCAACAACAUCGUGAAGACGAUGAGCAAAGAGCGAGACGUGUUCCUGGUGAAGGAGCACCCGGACCCCGGCAGCAAAGACCCGGAGGAGGAGUACCCCAAGUUUGGCCUGUUGGACCAGGACUUGGGGAACAUCGGCCCCUCGUACGACUCCCAGAAACAGACCUCGGCCGCUCCCGCCGCCGGCGGCCUGAACGGUGGAUCGUCCUUCUCAGGUGCUUUGGCCCCAGGACCCGGAAAAGGACGAGGGGCCAAACGUAAACAACAACAACAACAAGAAGCUGCAUCGGGAGCCUCGAAGAGAACCCGAAGCGACCCCCUGUUCUCGGCCCAGCGGCUGCCCCCCCACGGCUACCCGCUGGAGCACCCCUUCAACAAAGACGGGUACCGCUACAUCCUGGCGGAGCCGGACCCUCACGCCCCGGACCCGGAUAAGCUGGAGCUGGACUGCUGGGCCGGCAAACCCAUCCCCGGAGACCUGUACAGGGCCUGCCUGUACGAGAGGGUUCUGCUGGCCCUACACGACCGAGCGCCUCAGCUGAAGAUCUCCGACGACCGCCUGACGGUGACCGGCGAGAAGGGCUACUCCAUGGUGAGAGCCUCCCACGGCAUCCGGAAGGGCUCCUGGUUCUUUGAGGUGACUGUGGAAGAAAUGCCUCCGGACACGGCAGCCAGGCUCGGCUGGUCUCAGCCACUCGGUAACCUUCAGGCUCCUCUGGGUUACGACAAGUUCAGCUACUCCUGGCGCAGCAAGAAGGGAACCCGGUUCCACCAGUCGAUAGGGAAGCAUUACUCCUCCGGCUACGGGCCGGGAGACACGCUGGGCUUCUUCAUCGAGCUGCCGGACGGCACGGAGACGGCCAAAGCUCUGCCGGACACGUACAAGGACAAGGCGCUCAUUAAGUUCAAGAGCUACCUGUACUUUGAGGAGAAGGACUACGUCGACAAAGCGGAGAAGAGCCUGAAGUCCAUGAGCUCCAGCCGGAUGAUAUUUUUUAAAAACGGCGUGAGCCAAGGUGUGGCCUACGAAAACCUGUUUGAGGGCAUGUACUUUCCCGCUAUCUCCCUCUACAAGAGCUGCACGGUUUCAGUCAACUUUGGGCCACAAUUCAGACACCCUCCAAAAGACCUCAAGUACCAGCCGAUGAGUGAGAUGGGCUCGGGGGCUGUGAUCGAACACACGCUGGCGGACAUGCUGUUCCACGUGGAGACGGAUGUGGACGGACGCCAUAGCCCCCCGUGGGAAGGAUGAACAAGCCCCGCCCCCCUAGCCCCCCCUUCCCUCAAAGCCCAAACAUUGUCCCGCCUCCAGCCGGUGAAAUAAACAAAGCGCCUCUCGCUGCAGUCAAACCGGCAGUUCUUCUAGUUUUGCGAGACAUAAACAUGGCGGCCGCUCAGUUCAUGUGUUCACGCCCCCUCCGGUGGUUGUCACGGUAACGUCCCGCUGAGGAGGAGCGGUCACCACGGAGCUCUGGUGUUUAGUGCGUUCAUCUUUUGAUGAUUUGUUUUGUUUUAUAACGUUUGUCAGUUAUUUCCUGUUUUAUACUCUGAGUUAAAUACAAAUAAAU
Molecule: messenger RNA, 2139 nt
Organism: Cyclopterus lumpus (lumpfish)
Lineage: Eukaryota; Metazoa; Chordata; Actinopteri; Perciformes; Cyclopteridae
Gene: ash2l
Product: ash2 like, histone lysine methyltransferase complex subunit
Exons: 17
Coding region: 45-1823 (592 amino acids)
Cellular component (GO): Set1C/COMPASS complex
Molecular function (GO): protein binding; transcription cis-regulatory region binding
Source: RefSeq, a predicted model, not a curated record